AUGAUGGGCAUGCCUUUGCAAGAGCUGCUCGAAGCGCUGCCGAUCGGUACUUUGCCGCCGGCGAACCCGACGAUUCGCGGCAUCAGCCAGGAUUCGCGGACCGUCGAGCCCGGCGAUUUGUACGUGGCGAUCGUCGGUGAGCAUUUCGACGGCCGGCGCUUUGCGGCGGACGCGGCUGCCAACGGAGCCGUCGCGGUGCUCGGCCCGCCACCAGCAUCCUCACAGGUCGAGCUGCCGUGGGUCGAGAGUCGCGAGCCGCGAUUGGUGUUGGGUCCGCUGGCGUCGCGGUUGUAUGGCCACCCGGACCGCGAGCUGUUGCUAGCCGGCAUUACCGGCACCAAUGGCAAGUCGACAGUGGUGGCUUUGCUGGCGGCGAUUCUCGAAGCUGCCGGCCGGCCGGCGGGCCGAUUGGGUACGCUGGGCUAUGUGUUCGGCGACCAGAGCUACGCCGGAAAGCACACCACCCCCGAAGCCCCGGAAUUUUUCCGCGCCCUGCGGCUGAUGCGCGACGCCGGUGCCGCCGCGGCGGUGAUGGAGGUGUCUUCCCACGCUCUCGAUAUGGGGCGGGUCAACGGGGCGAGCUUCGCGGUGGCUGCGUUCACCAACUUGAGCCGUGAUCACCUCGACUUUCACGGCGACAUGGAGGCCUACUUCGCCGCCAAGCGGGAGCUGUUCGCCAUGCUGGGGAGCUCGGGCCGGGCGGUGGUUCAUCUGGGCACCGACUAUGGCCACCGCUUGGCCAGCGAGUUAGGUGGCCAAGUGCUGACCUGCGGAGCCGGCGGCGCGGUACGGAUCGACCAGGCGGAACUAUCUCUGACGGGCACUCGCGGCGUGUUGCACAUGCCGAGUGGCCUGCUCGAGUUUGUCUCACCGCUCCUGGGUCGCUUCAAUCUGGAGAACUUGCUGACCGCCGCCGCCGCCGCCGAGGCUCUGGGCUUGCCGCAUUCGGCGAUUGCCGAGGGGCUCGAGAGCUGUGUGCCGCCGCCGGGCCGGCUCGAGCGGGUGGCCAACCAGCGCGGCUUGACGGCACUGAUCGACUACGCCCACACCCCGGCCGCCCUGGAGGCUGCCCUGGGUUCGGUGCGGGAGUUGGCCAAGGGUCGGAUCUCGGUGGUCUUCGGUGCUGGUGGCGAACGCGAUAUCGGCAAACGGCCGCAGAUGGGACAAAUUGCCGCCAAGCUCGCCGACCGGGUGGUCCUGACUUCCGACAAUCCCCGCGGCGAAGAUCCGCAGGCCAUCCUCGCCGACAUCCGGGCCGGGGUCGAGCAGGUGGCCGGUGCCAGCUGGGCUGAAGAACCCGAUCGGCCGAUUGGCGAUCCGCCGGGCAAUCGGUGA
Messenger RNA from Nerophis lumbriciformis (worm pipefish), 1335 nucleotides. Lineage: Eukaryota; Metazoa; Chordata; Actinopteri; Syngnathiformes; Syngnathidae. The record is from RefSeq and is a predicted model, not a curated record.